This is a messenger RNA of Mangifera indica (mango), 1994 nucleotides long. Its product is annotated as allene oxide synthase 1, chloroplastic-like. The coding region runs from base 191 to 1756 and encodes 521 amino acids. Lineage: Eukaryota; Viridiplantae; Streptophyta; Magnoliopsida; Sapindales; Anacardiaceae. Gene Ontology annotation, biological process: jasmonic acid biosynthetic process; sterol metabolic process. The transcript has a single exon. Gene Ontology annotation, cellular component: chloroplast thylakoid membrane; chloroplast envelope. The record is from RefSeq and is a predicted model, not a curated record. Gene Ontology annotation, molecular function: iron ion binding; oxidoreductase activity, acting on paired donors, with incorporation or reduction of molecular oxygen; monooxygenase activity.
AAAAUAAUAAAAAUUUGUUUCAGUUGUUAACGCACGCCUUUCACGACCAGGAAAAUGGCUAUAGCCAAUUAGAGCUUUACACGUAGAAUCCCACCAACAUAGCCCAUUAUAAAAGUAAAGCUUAAUUAUACAAUAUGAUGCCUCUGCCUCUCUCUGUCUGUAGAUUUCACGCUCACAGAUUUCCAUUGAAAUGGCUUCCCCUUGUCCAUCUUUUCCUUCUCUGCAACUUAACUUCCCUUGUCUUCAUAAAUCAUCAUCGUCGAAACCAUAUUCACGGCGACUAUUGGUUCGCCCGAUCGCCGCCUCUGUUUCGGAGAAACCAUCUGUCCAGGCAUCACCAGCAACUCAACCUUUGAUCCGGGAAAUCCCGGGAGAUUAUGGCCUUCCUUUUAUCGGUCCAAUCAAAGACCGUCUUGACUAUUUCUACAACCUUGGUAAAGAAGACUUUUUCAAGUAUAAAAUGCAGAAGUACCAGUCAACUGUCUUUCGAACCAACAUGCCACCUGGUCCUUGCAUCUCUGAUCAUCCCAACGCCAUCGCUUUGCUAGACGGUAAGAGCUUUCCGAUUCUUUUUGACGUCACUAAAGUUGAAAAGAGAGAUCUUUUCACGGGUACUUUCAUGCCCUCAACCGAACUCACUGGUGGUUAUCGUGUUUUGUCAUAUCUUGAUCCGUCUGAACCGAAUCAUGGAAAACUAAAACAACUUUUGUUCUUUCAAUUAAAGUCUAGCCGAGACAGGAUUAUCCCAGAGUUUCACUCCACCUACACUAACCUGUUUGAGGCUCUGGAAAAAGAUUUGGCCACCAAAGCCAAAGCCAAAGCCAAUUUCUCUAAAGCCAAUGACCAAGCUGCCUUUAACUUCUUGGCACGAUCCCUUUACGGCGUAAACCCGGCUGAUACUAAACUCGGCAACGAUGGCCCUGCUAUUAUUCCUAUAUGGGUUCUCUUUCAACUCAGUCCUAUUCUCACUCUUGGCUUACCAAAGCUUGUUGAGGAACUUUCCAUCCAUACAUUUCGUCUUCCUCCCUUCUUGGUUAAAAAAAAUUACCAGAGACUGUACGAUUUCUUCUACGAGUCAUCAGGUCCCAUUCUCGACGAAGCAGAGAGAUUGGGCAUCUCCAGAGAAGAAGCAUGCCACAAUCUGUUAUUUGCGACGUGCUUUAAUUCCUUUGGAGGAAUGAGGUUUUUCUUUACCAACAUGAUGAAAUGGAUCGGUCGAGCAGGGGUCAAACUCCACACGCAGUUGGCAGAAGAGAUCAGAUCAGUGGUCAGAUCCAACGGCGGAACGGUCACGAUGGCCGGGAUGGAGCAGAUGCCGCUGAUGAAGUCCGUCGUGUACGAGGCAUUUCGCAUCGAUCCUCCCGUACCGUUUCAGUACGGAAAAGCCAAAAAAGAUAUGAUUGUUUCAAGCCACGAUGCAUCGUUUGAAGUGAAAGAAGGAGAACUAUUAUUCGGGUACCAGCCUUUUGCAACAAAAGACCCGAAAAUAUUCGAGAGAGCAGAGGAGUUCGUGGCGGACAGGUUUGUCGGCGAAGGCGAGAAAUUGCUAAAGCACGUGCUCUGGUCAAACGGACCGGAGACAGAGAAACCCACCUUGGGAAAUAAACAGUGUGCUGGGAAAGAUUUUGUGGUGCUGAUUUCUAGACUUUUGGUGGUUGAAUUGUUUCUCCGGUAUGAUUCGUUAGAGAUGGAAGUAGGAAAGUCACCACUGGGUGCGUCUGUGACGGUAACCUCGCUGAAGAGAGCGACCUUCUGAUUUCAUUAUAUUAUUUGAUUAGAUUUGAGAAUAAAUAGCAAUUGGUUUCUUUGUUUAUGUUUCUUUCUGCAUGUAUUCAGUAGGUGACUUUUAGUAAAAAGGGCUCUGAUUCAGUUUUGGUUGCUUGUGAGGAAAAUGGAAGAACUUGUAAGGAAUGUGUCUGAUUCUGAUCAUCUUGUUCUGUUCCAUUCAUGAUACAAAAGUUGACAAAAUAACAAAAGCAAACUUUUUGUCCCAA